Punctularia strigosozonata HHB-11173 SS5 is the source of this 198-nucleotide messenger RNA. RefSeq lists its product as uncharacterized. The record is from RefSeq and is a predicted model, not a curated record. NCBI's taxonomy places the organism in Eukaryota, Fungi, Basidiomycota, Agaricomycetes, Corticiales, Punctulariaceae. The coding region runs from base 1 to 198 and encodes 65 amino acids. The transcript has 2 exons.
AUGUCCGCGGCGCCACCUAUUGUACACAACCUCGUGCUAAACAGCAUCCGGGACUGUAAAGAGCUUUUGGUCAACGUGCGCCCGCGAUCGUUCACCUGUGCUAAUCCUCUGACACCACUGAAUCCAGAAGAGGUUGAACAUGAAGCCGACGGCAUCGCGGCGAAUGAAAUUCGGAGCAGUUCCACGGAAGUGCUAUGA